ACUGGGUUCGAAGAGACCAUCAAGAUCAUCAAGUCCAACCCAUCCCUAAAACCUCAACUACACUAUGGCAUGGAGUGCCACUUCCAGUCUUUUUUAAAACACAUCCAGGAAUGAUAACUCCACCACCUCCCCGGGCAAACUGUUCCAGUACUUCACCACACUUUCUGUAAAAUGCUUUUUCCUAAUAUCCAGCGUAUAUUUCUCUUGGCAAGCUUAGGACUGUGUCCUCUCAUUCUGUCAGUUGAUACCACAGAAAUGAUUCUGAUCUGUGCUCCCUUGUAGAUUGGGAUGCUAGAAAUGUUUUUCUGGCACCUUGGCUGGAAGAUAGAUUGGAUCCAGGUAAGAUAUCUAUAUUUACCAUAGAAUAGUAAUUGACAAUCUGGCAAGAACCAGGUGACAGAAGCUUCUGUGGGUGUUGUGUUACAGAUGUGUCUGCCGAGGGGAAUUUUCCAGCUCCUGGGCUGGAUGAAGUACACAAGCCCGAUUACCAUGGCAGGGGUCCUCCAACAGGACAGACCCACGCUAAAGGAGAAAAUGAAUCCCUGACGCCUUCUGAACUUGUGGACCAGAUGCUGAAUGAUCUGGAGAGACGCCGUGAAAUGAAAGUAGAGCCUGUGCAGAUGGAAGCACUCCCCAGAGGAAGCAGUGGUUCCGUGCCAGUCUCGGCUGCAGAAAGGGAUGCCAUGCCAGGCACAGGCACAGGAGAUUGGGAUCCUGAUAUGGAUUAUUUGGAAGUCCUGGUGCAUAACCAUUUUAAGUCCUUGGAGGAUGCCGAAGCUAACUCGGUUGGUGAAAAUGAUCUGGCUUCCCAACCCAUGUCCAGGACUGAGCCUCUGGGAGAUGGUGAAGUGAUGGACCAAAAGGCUGUGCAGAUAGAGGAACACCUAGGGAGAAGCAGUGGCUCAUUGGCAGCCCCUGCUGCAGGAAAGAAGGCAAAGCCAGACACGGGCACAGGCACAGCAGAUGUAGCCGGCAGCACAACACGUGUUCCCGAUGCCCAGAAGGGCCUCAGAAGCGAUUUGUGUCAGGGAACUCGCUGUUUGUUGGAGUUAAUGGCCAUUGUGGCUGGUGGGGAGCUUGUCUUCACGUUGUGCUGCAUUGGAAUCUGGUAUUCCUGGAAGAGAAGACGGCACCACCUUGAAGAAAAGCUGAAAGCUAGUGGCUGGUCACGAGACCUCUACAGCCAGAAGAGCAAUAGCAGCAGCUCUGAGUCUGAUGAUGAGUCUGAUGAGUGUAUAUUUGCCCCUCCAACCCCUGUGGUGCUUUGAGGCGACAGGCCCAGCACUCCAUGCAGGGCUGAAGGUGAAAGCCCUAGAACAGGAUUUAGAAGUGCUCAAGUUAGCACUGUCUGAGAGCUUCCAAAAUCACCUCUUCCCUUGUAAUAAAGAGAUGGAGCUGUCA
Molecule: messenger RNA, 1401 nt
Organism: Passer domesticus (house sparrow)
Lineage: Eukaryota; Metazoa; Chordata; Aves; Passeriformes; Passeridae
Exons: 8
Coding region: 570-1268 (232 amino acids)
Source: RefSeq, a predicted model, not a curated record